Bufo gargarizans (Asiatic toad) is the source of this 2713-nucleotide messenger RNA. RefSeq lists its product as uncharacterized. The record is from RefSeq and is a predicted model, not a curated record. Gene Ontology annotation, biological process: DNA integration; DNA recombination. NCBI's taxonomy places the organism in Eukaryota, Metazoa, Chordata, Amphibia, Anura, Bufonidae. The coding region runs from base 149 to 1969 and encodes 606 amino acids. Gene Ontology annotation, molecular function: DNA binding. The transcript has 2 exons.
CAAUCGUAACCUAUCAACAGUCCAAGACCACAUUUCUUCAGCGGGGACAAUUUAUGAGAUAUGACAUAUAGGUGCUCCCAUUUGUUGGCUGUUUCACAGGUAGGUAAGUCAGUCCGGACGAGGAGCGCAGCGGUGGGGGAGGACGUCCAUGAAGAGGCUUGGCUGGGCAGGACUGGUAAGGAAAGGGUUAGUGGGGAGUGGGGGCGGGAGCGGUGGUGAGGCGCGAGUUGCUGGGGCGACGGGGGGCGUGGCCAGCGGUGAGGAGAACGAGAGAGGCGGAAGUGAGUGCAGUCUGGCCAGGAGACGGAAUCGGAGCAGCAUGUCGGCGCCUGGUCUGUCAGUGGAGGAGAUGUUGGAGAGGCUGAGGAGGGAAGCGGAGGUGAGGGGGCCUGGCUGGCUGCAGGAGCAGGUUGGUGCCUGCUUAGUUUCACCUGCUCCUGUGGCUUCCCCUAAUGUUCGGGCUGCCCGGCCGCGGCGUGGUAUUCCGCCGGCGCGCCUAAGCCCUGAGGUCACCCCCCGGACCCGGCGCCGAGUAGGGAGCCCCUCUGUGGACCCUCGGCGGCGGGGAGCGGCCGCUAGGGCUUCUGCGAGCCGCUCCCGCCGCGGGAGGAAUCCCGAUACGCGGCGGGGCCCUGUGAGGAGUGGGACGCCCCUUCCCCCACUCCCUGCGGCUGUGCAGCAGGAUUCGGGACCGGGAACGGUGGACCGGCCCAGUCCCUCCUUUAGCGGGCGGUCCACUCGGCUGUUUGAGGAGGAUCGGGUCCCUCGGACUGCGUUGGUGGAGGACGAAUACCGGCGCAGGUCCAGAGAAGAUUUGAGCAGCGUGGAUGAAGGUCCCCUUGCAGUGGCGGAGGCUCGGUGUCCGGCCAGUGUGGUGCAGAGGGUCGUGCAAGUGGUCCAGGAGGAGCAGCCGUCGACGUCCAGGAGCUAUGAUGGAGCGGUGUCCGUGCGGCAGGAGUCAGGACCUUCGGCAGCGGGAGUCACAGCGCCCGUGGUGCCUGUGGGAGCGGUUCCGGCUUCUUGCGCCAGAAGCGGAGGCGGAGGGUCUGCAGUGUCCGGCGUGGCUGUGGGCGAUCCUGGAAGAGAAGUGAUGGGGUUGUUGAGGGAUUCGUUGAGUCCGGGUACUUGGCGGGAGUAUGGUAAGGCGUGGACGACCUGGGAGGCGUGGAAUGGGACGUGGGGAGCAGGCGGAGUGGACGGCGAAGUACGGUUGUUGAUGUUGUUGGGGCAGUUGAAGAGUGAGGGGUGGUCGGUGUCCAGGGUGAAUCAUCUUGUUUCCGGUAUAGCGUUUGGUUUUAAGUGGCGGGGGCUGGCCGAUUUGACUAAGAGUUUUUUGGUGCGGCAGGUGUUGAAGGGUUGGCGUAGGGGUGCGGGCAGGGUGCCGGAUUGUCGGAGGCCGGUGUCUUUUGAGUUGUUGGUGCGAAUGGGGGACAGGUUGAGUGGUGUUUGUAGUUCGGGGUGGGAGCUAGGGCUCUUUAAGGCGGCGUUUGCUUUGGCGUUCUUUGGGGCUUUUCGCUUGGGGGAGUUGGUGUGUGGGAGGGUUAGGAGAGCGGGGGGCCUUAGGAGCGAGGAUGUUGAGUGGGUGGGGGAUAUGUUGCAUAUUCGGAUUCGCAGGUCCAAAACGGAUCAGGAGGGCAGGGGGCUGCGUUUUACGUUGUUUGCGGUGCCGGGGUGUAGUAUGUGCCCGGUGAGGUGUGCGGAAUCGUAUGGCGCGAGGCUGGGGAGGGAUGAGGUCCCGUUUCUGAGGCAUGAGGAUGGUUCCUUUUUGUCUCGGUUUCAGUUUCUGGCGGUCUUUAGAAAAUGUUUGACGGUUUUGGGGGUGUCGGUCAAGGAUUAUUCUGGGCAUUCAUUCAGAAUUGGUGCGGCAACUGAGGCAGCCAGGGCGGGCGCCAGUGAGGAGGUGAUUAGGCGGAUUGGGCGUUGGGAGUCGGUUCGCUUUAGAUCGUAUGUGCGGCCUGCAUUGUUGUAGAGUAAGGAGGUGGGAGGUGAUGUUGAUUUUGUCCCCUUUUUUGUGUUCACAGGUCGAAUGGCGGCGGCGUUGGUGUGGAUUUUGGGGCACUCCUAUGUGUUCUGGGGUGCGAUUAGAGCGGAUGUGAGGCCGAGUGGUCGGCAGUUGGGGGUGAGUCCGGAGUUGGCUACGGUCCGGUGGUUAGGCGUCAGAGGUAUGUUGUGGGGCGGAGUGUUGAGGGAGGUGCAUCGUUUCGUUCGUUUAGAUCGUCCUCCUGAUGUAUUGGCGUUGCACGUGGGGGGGAAUGAUUUAGGGAAGCGUCCGUUUAGGGAAUUGGUGCGGGAUGUCAAGUUUGACUUGCUCAGGAUUUGGGCGUUGUUUCCGGGGGUUAUCGUUGUCUGGUCUGAUAUUGUGCCGCGUAAGGUGUGGAGGGGGGCGAGGUCGGUAGAGAGCCUGAAUAAGGCUCGGAUUAAGGUGAACAGAGCGGUGGGCCGUUUUAUGGCGAGGAAUGGUGGUGUGGUGGUGCGGCAUGAGGUAUUGGAGAAGGGUGAGGGUGCGUUUUGGAGGGCGGAUGGGGUGCACCUGAAUGCGGUGGGUACGGAUUUGUGGGCUCUGGGGCUCCAGAGUGGAGUGGAGAUAGCUUUGCGGAUGUGGAGGGACGCGCAGGGUUGAGGUAGUCAAGCUGCGCGUUCUUGGAGGCGGGGGAGGUCCUUGAAGUGGUGAAAUAUGGUGGUACUUGAGGAUGGGAGGGCCCCGCGGGAGGGG